AUGGCGGCCGCACUUCUCGCCGCCGCGCCCUCGCCUCUCCCGCCGGCAUCUUGGAGACGGAGGCCUCUCCUCGCGGCCCCGCCGCCCGCUCUCCGCUGCCUCAGGGCUCCUGCCUCCGCUCCUCCCGCAAUCCCGCCGCCUCCCCGCAGAGCCCUCGUUCCCGUCGCCAGAGCCGCGCGCGGGGCGGCGCCGGCGCGAGGCGGCGGUGAGGCGACGGGGAAGUCCGGCCAGGCGCCGCGCGAUUGGGGCGCGCUCGCGGGGCGGCUGGCGCUGGGCGCGCUCCUCGGCUCCGCCGCCCUGCUCGGCUGCCGCGGCGUGGCCCUGGCGGCGGCGGAGGACUCCAUCAGGGCGUCCGGAUUCGGGCUGCGGGUGGCGGCGUCCCUGCGGAGCCUCGGCUGGCCCGACGACGCCGUCGUGUUCACACUGGCUACACUGCCGGUGCUCGAGCUGCGGGGAGCGAUUCCGGCCGGGUAUUGGAUGCGCCUUCACCCCGUCCGGCUCACCGUCCUGGCAGUUUUGGGGAACAUGGUGCCUGUGCCAUUCAUCAUCCUCUACCUGAAGAAACUCGCAACCUUCCUCUCGCAGAGAAGCGCUUGGGCGACCCAGAUAAUGGACCUCCUCUUUGAGCGGGCGCGACGGAAGGCCGCACCUGUCGAGGAGUUCCAGUGGCUCGGGCUCAUGCUGUUCGUCGCCGUCCCAUUCCCAGGCACGGGAGCAUGGACCGGCGCCAUCAUCGCGUCCGUCCUGGGCAUGCCCUUCUGGUCAGGCUUGUCCGCCAACUUGGUGGGAGUGGUUCUUGCGGGGUUGCUGGUAAACUUGCUCAUGAACCUUGGUCUGAAGCACGCCAUUGGCACCGGGGUGCUACUCUUCAUUGUAUCAACUGUCAUGUGGGGUGCCCUUCGGGGUGUGAAGAAAUCGUUGAAUACAAAAUGA
Molecule: messenger RNA, 933 nt
Organism: Triticum turgidum subsp. durum (durum wheat)
Lineage: Eukaryota; Viridiplantae; Streptophyta; Magnoliopsida; Poales; Poaceae
Source: the annotation of a GenBank genome assembly